This is a messenger RNA of Ichthyophthirius multifiliis, 2378 nucleotides long. RefSeq names its product leishmanolysin family protein, putative. Gene Ontology annotation, biological process: cell adhesion; proteolysis. Gene Ontology annotation, molecular function: metalloendopeptidase activity. The record is from RefSeq and is a predicted model, not a curated record. Gene Ontology annotation, cellular component: membrane; cytoplasm. NCBI's taxonomy places the organism in Eukaryota, Ciliophora, Oligohymenophorea, Hymenostomatida. The transcript has 2 exons.
AUGAUGCACUAUUGGAUAGAUCCUAUAACUAAAGAAUAAUAUAAAAAAAAUUAUGAAAAAAAAUUAUUAAAAUAAAAACUUUACAAAGGAAAUACAGUUUUUAUUUUAACUUCCAAAAAUGUAGUAGAAGUUACUAAAAAAUAUUAUAAUUGUCCAACAGCUGAAGGAAUGUAUCUUGAAAAUACAGGUGGUGAAUUUACUAUAGGUUCUCAUUGGAAAAGAACAUUUGUUUAUAAUGAAUUAAUGACUGGAUCUGAAUUAAAUGUUAAAAGUACUCUUUCUAUGUUUACAAUUGCUCUUUUAAAAGACACUGGUUUUUAUUCUGAAGUAAAUGAGAAUAUGGCCGGUUAGCUAUUUUGGGGUAAAGGAAAAGGUUGCGAUUUCUUAGAAAAUGUUUGCUAAAGUAAAACUAAAUACCCUGAAUUUCCUUAAAAAGUUGAUGAUUUUUAAUGCUCAUUUGAAUAUGAAGGAUUUGGUGAUGUAAAAAUAUACUAAAGCGUAGACAAAUGUUAAAUGGUAUAUCCAGAAAUGGAAGAUCUAUGUACAAAUCCUAAUGCAAUAGAGGAUGAAGAAGAUUUGGAAAUAGAAGAGGAUAAAUUAUCUGAUUAUUCAAAUUAAAGUAAAUGCUUCUAAUCUACAGCCGUAAAAUCCUCAUCUUAAUAUACAUAUGAUACUUCUGUAAGAUGUCAUAGAUUCAAAUGUUCUUCUGAUGCAUCUGAAAUAUCUGUUAUUUUCCCUGAUAUUUAAUUGCAAGUUUUAUGUGGAAUAGGGGAUUAAGGUAAAUAAAAGGAUAUUGAUAAAAGUGGUAAAAAAGCCAAAGGUUAAAUCACAUGUCCUUAAGAUUAUAAUAGAUUCUGUAAUAAUUCCCGUAUAUGUCCGAAUUUCUGUUCCUAAAAAGGAGUCUGUGUAAACGGAUAAUGUAUAUGCUAAUCUGGAUAUGGAGGGGAAAAUUGUAUUACAAAAUGCUCCGGAGUAGUCAAUGAUGGAAGAUGUAUAUAAAGCUCUUGCCCUUCAGGUAAAUUCAAGAAUCCAGAUAAUACUUGCAAAUCAGAUUGUCCUUAAGGCUUUUAUGGAAAGGAUGGUAAUUGUGAACCAUGCCAUAAUAGUUGCUCUAGAUGUACUGGACCAUUACUUAAUCAGUGUACUAAAUGUUAGUUUUUGACAUUAUUGCAAGAUAACUAGUGUGUAGAAUAAUGUGAUGAGAAACAAGGAUAUAAAUCUAAUUAUGAUUUGCGUAUAUGUGAGUCUUAGUCAUCCACAAAAUGUUAAGGUAAUUGCUAAACUUGUGAAAAAAAGAAUUCUCCUUUAUGUAUAACUUGUAAAUAAGGCUUUUAUAAAUAAGCUGAUAAGUCGUGCUAAAAUACAUGUGCUAUUGGAUCUUAAUUAACGUAAAAUUCAUAAGAAUGUGUAAAACCUUUUGAUGGAUGUCUUUAAUAUAAGGAUUCUAAUACAUGUAUUAAAUGUGAUACUUCUAAAAAUUAUAGAUUAGGUUCAGAUAAAAAAUGUACAUUGUGCAACUAAAAUUGCUCAUAAUGUAAUCCUAAGAAUCCGUCUGAGUGUCUUGUUUGUGAGGGAGUUAACUUAAAAAGUCAUGAUAGUAGAAGUUGUUUAAAUAUAUGCCCUGGUGCUAGUUUUUAUUCUGAUAGUAUUGGAAAAUGCUAAUAAUGUCCUCUAAGAUGUUAAAAUUGUAAUGAAAAUGGUUGCAAAAAAUGUUAAAAUGGUUAUUAUAUUGAUUCAAAAACUAAAGCUUGCACUUAAUGUCUUUCUAAACAUACUAAUUGUACAUCCUGUGAUGAUCCCAACUGUUUAUAGUGUAAUGAUAAUUUAAAAAAAAAAUGCUUGCAAACCUCUGCAAAUGAUGGAAAUUUAGGAAGUGGAAAUAAUGUAAUUAAUGGAACUAAUAUAAUAAAAUGUCCGACAGGAUGUAAAAUAUGCAAUCAAUCUAAACAAUGCUCUUAAUGUAAUUAAGGUUUUAUUUUAGAUGAUAAAACUAAAAAAUGUAUUACUUGUAUUUAAAAAUACGGUAAUUGUAUAGCAUGUACGGAAAAUAAAUGCACUACUUGUUUUUCUGGGCAUACAUAUAAUGAAAAAUUAAAAUAAUGCACUAAAAUCGAUUCCUCUAGAAAAUUAUUUUAAAUUUAAGGAGAUGAUUAAAAAUUAAAUAAUUAUCAAGGAGUCUAUGGUUUUUUUAUUGGUUAUGUUAUAUUUGGAUUAUUAUUGUGAUAUUUUUGAAACAAAAAAAAUAAUGUUUAUUUUAUAAUUAAUUAUUAUGAUUUUUUUUUAUUUAGCAUUAAAAAUAUUUCAUUGUUUUUAUAUUUAUUAUAUUUUUUAUUUAUUUUUUAUAAUAUAAAAGUAAUAAUUAAUAGGUUAUUGAUAUU